Messenger RNA from Uloborus diversus, 2112 nucleotides. RefSeq names its product zinc finger protein 883-like. The record is from RefSeq and is a predicted model, not a curated record. Gene Ontology annotation, biological process: negative regulation of transcription by RNA polymerase II; regulation of cytokine production; regulation of immune system process. The transcript has 6 exons. The coding region runs from base 1 to 2112 and encodes 703 amino acids. Lineage: Eukaryota; Metazoa; Arthropoda; Arachnida; Araneae; Uloboridae.
AUGAGCUUGAAUCCGAGCAAAAAAUCAUAUUCGUGUGAAUCUUGUUCGAAGGUAUUUUCCCUGGCUUCAAGCUUGACGAGACAUAAAGUAAUCCACACGGGUGAAAAGCCGUUUUCGUGUGACUCUUGUCCAAAGACAUUUUCUCAGUCUGCUAGCUUAAUAACGCAUAAAAAAAUUCACACCGGCAAAAUAACCCCGUAUUCGUGUGAAUACUGUUUGAAAGCUUUUCCUAAACCUUCAGACUUGAAGAAUCACAGACGUACCCACACCGGGGAAAAGCCCUUUGCGUGCGAAUAUUGCCCAAAAGCGUUUGCCAGAUCUUCCGAUUUGAAAAUACAUUUGAGGAUCCACACCGGGGAGAAGCCUUAUGCUUGCGAUUAUUGCUCAAAGGCGUUUACGAACGACCCCUGCUUGAAGGAACACAUGAGGAUUCAUACUGGCGAAAAGCCGUUUGCGUGCAAGUAUUGCUCAAAAACUUUUUCUAAAUCUUCCAUCUGGAAAGAACAUGAGAGGACCCAUACAGGAGAAAAACCAUACCCUUGCGAGUAUUGUCCGAAAGCGUUUGCCACAUCCUCCGUUUUGAAAGAGCACGUCAGGACCCAUACCGGCGAAAAGCCAUAUGUAUGCCAGCAUUGCUCGAAGCGAUUUUCCGGCAAUGCCAACUUAAAAAGGCACGUGAGGAUGCAUACUGGCGAAAAGCUGUAUGCCUGCCAGUAUUGCUCGAAGACAUUUGCCGGUGCGUCGAGCUUGAAGCAGCAUGAAAGGUAUCAUACUGGCGAAAAACGAUACUCGUGUGAGCAUUGCUCGAAGAUGUUCUUCCACGGCAACGACUUGAAGAAGCACGUGCGAGUCCAUACUGGCGAAAAGCCAUACGUGUGCAAGUACUGCCCGAAAGCAUUUGCGCAAGCUCCGCACCUGAAGUGUCACAUCAGGACCCAUACUGGCGAGAAGCCGUACACGUGUCAAGUUUGCUCGAAGACUUUUUCUGAGAAUUCAAGCUACAAGUGUCACAUGGUGACCCAUACGGGUGAGGCGCCGUACUUGUGUGAGUUAUGUUCGAAGACGUUUCCUUCGUCUUCGAAGCUGGACAGACACAUGAAGACUCAUACGGGGGAAAAACCCGAGCGGCUAUUUUCCUGCGAAAUCUGUUCAAAGGCGUUCCUUACGGAUGCGCAUUUGAAGAGACAUUCGACCGUCCACACGAAUGAAAAGCAGCAUUCGUGUGACUUUUGUGCGAAAGCGUUUUUUCAUCUUCAAGAAUUGAGGAAACAUGUGCGAGAGAAGCAUGAUUUAUCCGUGAAUGAUCCACAAAAGCAAACAGAACCUAAAAGAUGUAAAGGAAUACCCCUAUCUGGACCAAUGAUUCAAGAAAAAGCUUUGAUUCUCAACUCGAAGCUUGGUGGUUCUGAUGACUUCAAAGCCAAUAGUGGCUGGUUAGAGGAAUUCAAAAUUCGCCAUGAUCAAAUUUACAACUGCGAUGAAACCGGACUGUAUUGGAAGGCCCUUCCUGAAAAAACUUUAGCUGCAGUAAAUGAAACUUCUGCUCCCGUAAGGAAACGAAUGAAAGAUAGGGUCACUGUUUUAGCCUGCUCCAACGCAUCGGGUUCCCACAAGCUUGAACUAGCUGUUGUUGGGAAAAGCUUUGAAAAUUGUGGUGAUAGAGAAAUUACAGAUUGGUUGAAUUGUGACAUGGAAGAUGCAGGCUUGCAGUUGCUCAAUGAUGAGGACUUAAUAGCAGAAGUCCGGAAUUCUCCAAAAGAAGAUGAUCAUGAUGAUGAAAAUGAUUCUGGAACAAAUAAGAUAAACAUGAGUGUUAACACUAGCACAAAGUCCUAUCCAUGUGAAAGUUGCUCAAAAACAUUUCCUCUGCCUUCCAAGUUAAAGAGACAUAUCAGGACCCACACUGGUGAAAAGCCGUUUUCGUGUGAAUCGUGUUCACGCACGUUUUCUGAAUCUUACAGCUUAAUGAGACACAAGAGAAUCCACACUUUAGAAAAACCGUUUCGUUGUGAUUCUUGUCCGAAGGCAUUUUCUCACAUUCAAAGCUUACAGACACAUAAGAGAGUCCACACCGGAGAAAAACCCUUUUUUUUAUCUUCAGUGAUGGCGUGA